ACUCAUAUUGAAGACUCCUUGAUUGAACAAUUUAUGGAUGUAAUCAGUUAGAUUAAAUAAAAGUGAUCAAAUUUAAAAAGCUUCCUCAGAAUUUACUAUACUUCAUGUUAAUCUUGGAUCAGACAAAUAGAUUAUAUCGUGUUUUAUUUAUGGCAAAAUACACUUGUAUAGCCAUAACUUUCACGUUUGUGACAAAUAUAGUCAUAACUAUCCGAAAACUUCCUUGCCAUUCCGGCCGCUUGAGAGGCGCUGACGAUUGUCAGAUCCAGUGGACUUGUGCUUGGCGUAGAUUAGCUGCUGGAAAUUGAAGGAAGUCAUGGCGACCAGGUCCAGGACCUUCUUCGUGAUGGAGUAUGUGAAGAGCGGGGAGCUCUUCGCUAAAGUAGCGAAGGGGAAAUUGAAGGAGGAGACGGCGAGGAAGUAUUUCCAGCAGCUGAUCUCUGUCGUCAAUUUUUGCCACAACAGAGUGGUUUCGCGUCGGGGGUCGAUGUUCACCUCGAAGUGCUCGACGACGGCGAUUAUGGAGCGGAUGGAAGGGUUCGGGAAGGGGAUUAAUUUUAGGGUUGGGAAGGUGAAGGAUUUCAAGAUGAGCUUGACGGGGGAACAGAAGGGAAGAAACGGAGGCUGACAGUGACGGCGGAGGUUUUCCCGGUCGCGCCAUAGGUGGCAAUCGUUCAGUUCUCGAAGUCGGCCGGCGACACUUUGGAGUAUGCGAAGUUCUGCGAAGAAGAUGACAGGCCGGUGCUAAAGGACAUUGUGUGGGCCUGGCAAGGAGACAAAAUCUGAAACCCUCUGGCCUUCGCCGCUGCCGUCCUCAUCAUCGCCGACGUCAAACACCUUCGUCACCGUCGUCCUCAAUCGCCCGCGUUCUUUUCUACCUUUCUUCUCGUCAUUUUCUGAAAGGGAGAAAGGAGAGAGGGAGAGAGCGGAUCGGCACUAGUUGGGGAAGAAUAGGGAUCGAUCAUCAUUUUUGUUGGUUUUCGGGAAACAAUUAGAGAAAAACGAGGGAGAUAAGGGUUGCGCUGCUAGGGUUUUUAAGGGUUUCUUUUAUAUUUUACUAAAUAAUUUUUUGCAUUUUUUGGUUUUUUUAUGUUAAUCCACGUGUCCGACGAGAAAUUGCUAGCUCAGCUUUUCCAUCUGUACAAAUCAGAUUGUUAAGUAACACCAUUAAAGCGAUGGACGGAAAUGGCUAUUUUGUGUUUUCGGAUAGUUAUGGCUAUAUUUGUCACAAACGUGAAAGUUAUGGCUAUGAAGGUGUAUUUUAUUUAUCAUCACUAACUCACCCAUAAUUUAUUGAUGACCUCUCUCUCGUCGUCAUCAAUCACUUCCUUUUUUUUGUGAUCACUUCCCAAUAAAUGAAGCAUAUCGAUGAUAUCAUCAUAUUGAAAAAAGAAAUCCCCCAACAUCCCCAUUUACUGUAGACCAAGAGACCUUUUACUGUGCUUAGUGACUCAUAAUUACUGUUUUGACUGGGAAGGGGCUCGGGUGUGGGCAUGCACAUGGUGUAUCUCUUUGGUUCCUAAUGGGAUCUUUGUAGUUCAGUUGCUUUAGAGCUCUGGUGUUCCUUCUGGUUGGCCGUCCUCUCCGUCCACCUUACACGCAUUGGUCACUCGGCAAACCAGAGAGAAAGCUACUGCUACUUUAGGGUUCACUUUUUGCUUGACAUGACCAGAGCUGCAGAAAGAGUGUGAGAUCUGAGUUUGACGUGAAUAGAGAGGGUGAAAGAGUGAGCUGUAGUAUGUGCCUUGAGAGACUCGCUGUCGCGGUGUUCAAUGCACACAUAGAGGCAAAAAAAAGUCUACUGUUUACUUUUUCUCUGUUCUUUCUUUCUCAGCCACAUGUAUUUCCUUUAUUAAAAAAAGAAAGCAACUCUCUCUUUAUAUCCAGUUUAGAAUGGAAAGCAUCCAUUCUCCUCUGUUUAAAUUCUCUCUUCCCAUCUCGUUCAUGGAACUGUUACUUCACUGAUCGAGCCAAGCUUUGUUGUUCUUAAAUUCACUGCCCGAGCAUCGUCAUCUUGGUCGCAGGUGCUGGACCACCAGCUGGUGGAUGAGAUAGCUGCGAGAAUCCCUCUCUCCCAUGAAUGCGGAGCUUUGGAUCGUAGAAUCUCUUUUUUUCCUCUAUUUGAGGCCGGGACAACGAUUUCGUUCCUUUCUGUGUUGUUUUCGAGCCAGUGGUGGUCUUGUGGCCUUUUAGUAUGUUGCGAACACCUUCUCUGUUUUUGUGGGCUUUAGGUUUGUUUUGCGUCUACCUGGAGUUGACAUAUCUAUUAUUUGCCAUUUCCUGGAAUCAAUAUGUAUUCGACGCCAAGAGAAAAGAUCUGGGAUUUCAGAUAAAAAAGCGGGAACUUCGAACAACUUUUGUAUGAGUACUCUACAAUAGACUGCGAAAGGAUUC
This is a messenger RNA of Linum trigynum, 2394 nucleotides long. NCBI's taxonomy places the organism in Eukaryota, Viridiplantae, Streptophyta, Magnoliopsida, Malpighiales, Linaceae. The record is from the annotation of a GenBank genome assembly.